ACAAAAACAUCGCAAGUGCUUUAGUUAAUGCAAACAUUUUGCUAAAUAAUAUGCAAAAAUAUUCUAAGCUUAAGUCAAAACAAGGGAUUAUCAGCAAGUUCAGAAAAUCAGCAACCAUUUUGACAUCGAAAUUUGGUCGGUAUAAGCUAACUCAAGAUGCAGCUGAUCUAAUCGCCGUUAUACUCUAUGAAGUAAACAAGAAACUUAUUGAUUCUUGUAUAUCUAAUAGUGGAAAAGGAGAAGUAUCUCCAAAAAAUGUUGUACAAGUUAUCAAAACUCUACUAUCCAAGGAAAUGAGCAGAUGCGCAUUAGCUACAGCAAAUCUUAAAAUAGUUUCGCACCAAUCAGGUAAAUUAGGUCAUAAAGUUAUGUCUGAGCAGAAAACGAAGGGAGCAGCAGUGAAGCCUGAAAUAUUUAAAAAAGGCCUAAUCCAACUAGCUACAUUAGCUCACAGACACUACUCUCUCUCUCCAGAUGUUCGAACAAUUAUGAGUAUCAUUUACAAAUUAGUAGCUAAAUUGUCUUUGAAAGCUGUAACUGAAAUUGGCGAAAAAUCUGAAAUGGAACUAAAAGAUGUUGUAUCUACAGUGCGAGCAUUUUUGCCAUCGGAUCUUUACUCACAUGCAGACAGCCACGCAUCUGAGAACGUUAGCCGGUACGAAAAUGAUCUGCUGGAUUUCAAAAUUAAACCAUUUUCCGAAGAGCAUCUCUCGGACACUCCAAAACAGUCAGAUGUACUUCGACCUGGUUUGAAAAAUUUAGCUCACCAACUUCAAGUGUCUUUCGGCAAAGACACGCUCGGUCGAUUGGAAGACUUACUGUGGAGUGCAUGUGAUGGUUUAGCUGAAAAAGCGUCUGAAAUUGCCAAACAAGAGAAAGCGAAGACAUUAUCUAUGAUUCACUUGUAUAAUGCAAUGAAAACCGCAUUCCCGUCGAGACUCUUCCAUCAGUCGUGUGCAAAUGCCGAGGCGUCCAUUCUGAAUUAUCAGUGCGGAUUGCUUAACUAUGAACCACCAACUCUGUUAUCAAGAGCAGAAGUAACUACUGAACCGGACUUAAAAGUUGUUACUGCAUUAAAUUUCAAAAAUACUAUACGAAGCAUCACACAAGAUUGUCAGCGGCGUCUUCUCUUUGGAAUAGGUUGUUUGGCAUUACUUAAUGACAUUUUAAAUGAAAUCGUCGGAAGUUUGGCAGAGAAGUGCAUAGAAGAGGCAAAUAAGAAGCAGACUGGCCACAUGAGUGAAAAUGAAGCUUUGGGAGCGAUUAAUAGUAUUUUUCCAGAGGAGAUGAAACGCCAUGCAUUUGCUCGUCUAUUAGAUGUACACAGAGAAGUUACCAGUAACUUCGGAGAAAUUGAUUCUUUCGGUUUAAGACAACCAUCGAAAUCUGUUCCUGAAAACAAAGUCACUGUUCAUCAAGAACUGCCUAUCGGCCAAAGUACAACUAAAGAAGAAGUUUUGCAUACACCAGAUAUAAGUACAAAUGCCGAUCCGGUACAAGAUGAUCUUGAGCAGAAUGUUUUGCAAAUUUUCUUGAUUCAGAACAAAAAGACACCACAAAGCUGGAAAAUAAUUCUGAUAUUCAAAACGCGGCAAAUAGCUCUGGUAUUCCACAACUAGAAAACAGAAUUAUAGUUCAGGAGCGGACAGAUAACGCAGCUGUCCGGCAAAAUCAAGAUAAUUUGAGCUCUGAGGAAACAGAAUUCCCUGUCACUAUAAACGAACGAAACAGGAGUGAGGUGGAAGAGAGUCUGGUGAAAUCGAAUGUAGAACACAGUCCAGCGACCCAAGAUGAGGGAAAAUAUUGUGGUUACUGAGAGCCAAAAUUUAAAUAAAGUAAUUUAUUGGACAGAUAUUCGUCCUUGGGAAUCUGCAAAUAGCUAAAUAGUUAUCAAACUUAUUAUCACCUGAUGUAUUCUUUAAUAAGUUUACUUUUUUGAACUUGCUCAAAAGAUGUUUAAUAUUUUGAAGCUUUUUACUCAAUAAAAAGUUUGACUA
This is a messenger RNA of Stegodyphus dumicola, 1997 nucleotides long. RefSeq lists its product as uncharacterized. The record is from RefSeq and is a predicted model, not a curated record. Lineage: Eukaryota; Metazoa; Arthropoda; Arachnida; Araneae; Eresidae.